This is a messenger RNA of Plasmopara halstedii, 598 nucleotides long. RefSeq lists its product as uncharacterized. The coding region runs from base 74 to 433 and encodes 119 amino acids. Gene Ontology annotation, cellular component: Ctf18 RFC-like complex. The transcript has a single exon. Lineage: Eukaryota; Oomycota; Peronosporomycetes; Peronosporales; Peronosporaceae. The record is from RefSeq and is a predicted model, not a curated record. Gene Ontology annotation, biological process: mitotic sister chromatid cohesion.
CUUAAGGGUUCACCUCAAAAAAAUGUGCGGCUCUCAGAAUUAUGUGAUGAACAAAAUUUAAAUAUAAAAAAGUAUGCUAGUGCCUGUAGAGGUGGAUGCAGCGGCAAAGGAGUGGAGUAUGCUGGAAUUUCAAGGCGAUAUAAUACCAGUAAAAGAGAACGAAAAGUAUGAUCUGCGCGGACUAGACAUUGGAUCGCUACGUUAUACCCACAAUGGCGAAAUCACGUUGCGCAUAGGCAAUCACGUGCUAGCUGGAAAGGUGACAAAGCUGCUCAAGCCAUUCGCCAUCUUGCAAAAGAACUACAGUAGUGAUGAUAGAGAGAUAGAACUGGCUAGUGGCAACGACAAUGGAACCUUACAGAUCAAAUACAAAGUGGUUGGUAUCGCUCGCACACGCGUCGUGUUUGCGUCCAGACCAAAGCCUGUGACAUAAUUAAACAACUCAAUAUUUUGACUGCUCUAAUAUUUUGUGUAGACAAAAUACUUCUCCACUCACAUCAUGAGUCCCAUGACCGUGAUUCGCUCUCAUGUACAUGCUGAUAAUAUCUUCGUGGUCGAGCUUUAUCGUCCUUCUUCCAAGAACGCCUUUAAUGACGCC